This is a messenger RNA of Psammomys obesus (fat sand rat), 6813 nucleotides long. RefSeq names its product MET proto-oncogene, receptor tyrosine kinase (gene Met). The record is from RefSeq and is a predicted model, not a curated record. The coding region runs from base 537 to 4682 and encodes 1381 amino acids. Gene Ontology annotation, molecular function: ATP binding; protein binding; transmembrane receptor protein tyrosine kinase activity. The transcript has 23 exons. Gene Ontology annotation, cellular component: membrane; signaling receptor complex. Lineage: Eukaryota; Metazoa; Chordata; Mammalia; Rodentia; Muridae. Gene Ontology annotation, biological process: cell migration; multicellular organism development; positive regulation of kinase activity.
CUAGAUCUCAUCGCCUCCAGCCCGGACGCGCCCGGGCGCCGCCGAUGCCCGGCUGAGUCACGGGCCGGGCAGGGCGCGUGUGGGAAGGGGCGGAGCAGUCCGAGGGCGCUCGGCGGGGUUCGGCCCGGGCCGCAGGUGACCCGGACGGCCUCGCCGCCGUCCGCUGCUCCCGAGCCCCGGCUGACCUGGUGCAGAGCCAGAUGCCGCGCGGCCGCUGACUCGCCGGAGAAGGGCGGAGCGCGCGGGUGGUCCCGGCCGGCUGACUUCGCCGCCGCGCGCUCCGGGCACCGCAAGGUACAAACUCCAGCCGCGUCCAGCCCGCACCCACCCUCUCUCGGCACCUCUGCUUUCUUUGUUCCACUAAGGGAACUGGCUGCCGCUCCGGAGGGCAAGAACACCGAGGAUAUUUGUGGAGAGAAAUCAGACGGUUUAGUGGGACGCCUGGCAUGUGGUUCACUGAAAGGCAGGAACCAUCUCCCAUUUCCAUAGUGUAAGCAGAGUUAUGCACGUAUUAGUUGCUUGAUCGGCUUCUCACAAUGAAGGCUCCCACGGUGCUGGCACCUGGCAUCCUGGUGCUGCUUUUGACCUUGGUGCAGAGGAGCCGCGGGGAGUGCAAGGAGGCCCUAGUGAAGUCGGAGACGAACACGAACGUCAAGUACCAGCUUCCCAACUUCACCGCAGAAACUCCCAUCCAGAACAUCGUUCUGCACGGGCAUCAUAUCUACCUGGGAGCCACGAACUACAUUUAUGUUUUGAAUGACAAAGACCUUCGGAAGGUGGCUGAGUACAGGACCGGGCCCGUGUUGGAACACCCAGAUUGUUUUCCUUGUCAGGACUGCGGCAGCAAAGCCAACGCAUCAGGAGGCGUUUGGAAAGACAACAUCAACAUGGCCCUUCUUCUCGACACGUACUACGACGAUCAGCUCAUCAGCUGUGGCAGCGUCCACAGAGGGACGUGCCAGCGCCACGUCCUUCCGCCCGGCAAUGCUGCCGACAUACGGUCCGAGGUUCACUGCAUGUUCUCUCCACGCGUGGAUGAGGAGUCGGGCCAGUGUCCUGACUGCGUAGUGAGUGCCCUGGGCGCCAAAGUCCUUCUGUCGGAAAAGAACCGGUUCAUCAAUUUCUUCGUGGGGAACACGGUCAAUUCCUCCUACCUCCCUGACGGCUCGCUGCAUUCCAUCUCGGUGAGGCGGCUGAAGGAGACCCAGGACGGCUUUAAGUUCUUGACAGACCAGUCCUAUAUUGACGUCUUACCCGAGUUCCGAGAUUCCUACCCCAUCAAGUACAUCCACGCCUUUGAGAGCAACCAUUUUAUUUACUUCCUGACCGUCCAAAAGGAAACCCUGGACGCUGAGACUUUCCAUACGAGGAUCAUCAGGUUCUGUGCCGCAGACUCCGGGCUGCACUCCUACAUGGAGAUGCCCCUGGAGUGCAUUCUGACGGAGAAGAGAAGGAAGAGGUCCACCCGGGAGGAAGUGUUUAAUAUCCUCCAAGCCGCCUACGUCAGUAAGCCGGGGGCCAGCCUCGCUAAGCAGAUAGGAGCCAGCCCCAACGAUGACAUUCUCUACGGGGUGUUCGCGCAGAGCAGGCCCGAUUCUGCCGAGCCCGUGAACCGCUCCGCGGUCUGCGCCUUCCCCAUCAAAUACGUCAACGAAUUCUUCAACAAGAUCGUCAACAAAAACAACGUGAGGUGCCUCCAGCAUUUUUAUGGACCCAACCACGAGCACUGUUUCAACAGGACCCUGCUGAGAAAUUCAUCAGGCUGUGAAGUGCGCAGUGAUGAGUACCGGACAGAGUUUACCACAGCUUUGCAGCGUGUUGACUUAUUCAUGGGCAAGCUGAACCAAGUGCUCUUGACCUCCAUAUCAACCUUCAUCAAAGGUGACCUCACCAUUGCUAAUCUAGGGACAUCAGAAGGUCGCUUCAUGCAGGUCGUGCUCUCCCGAACAUCACUUUUCACCCCUUAUGUGAACUUUCUCCUGGAUUCCCAUCCUGUAUCUCCAGAAGUCAUUGUUGAACAUCCUUCAAACCAAAAUGGCUACACUUUGGUUGUCACAGGGAAGAAGAUCACCAAGAUUCCACUGAAUGGCCUGGGCUGUGGGCAUUUCCAGUCCUGCAGUCAGUGUCUCUCUGCGCCUUUCUUUGUACGGUGUGGCUGGUGUCACAAUCAGUGUGUGCAUUCCAAUGAAUGCCCCAAUGGCAUGUGGACUCAAGAGAUCUGUCUGCCAGCAAUUUAUAAGGUUUUCCCUACCAGUGCACCCCUUGAAGGAGGAACAAUGCUGACCAUAUGUGGCUGGGACUUUGGAUUCAAGAAGAGUAAUAAAUUUGAUUUAAGGAAAACCAAAGUUCUCCUUGGCAACGAGAGCUGCACCUUGACCUUAAGCGAGAGCUCGACAAAUACGUUGAAAUGCACAGUUGGCCCCGCGAUGAGUGAGCACUUCAACGUUUCUGUAAUUAUCUCAAACAGCCGAGAGACAACACAAUACAGUGCAUUUUCCUAUGUAAAUCCUGUAAUAACAAGCAUCUCUCCAAGUUAUGGUCCUCAGGCUGGAGGCACACUACUCACCUUAACUGGAAAAUAUCUAAACAGCGGGAGUUCUAGACACAUUUCAAUCGGUGGGAAAACAUGUACUUUGAAAAGUGUAUCAAAUAGUAUUCUCGAAUGCUAUACCCCAGCCCAAAGUAUUUCUGCUGAGCUUCCUGUGAAACUGAAAAUUGACUUAGCUAACCGGGAGGCAAGCAGCUUCACUUACCGGGAAGACCCCAUUGUCAAUGAGAUCCACCCGACCAAAUCUUUCAUUUGUGGUGGAAGCACAAUAACGGGCAUUGGAAAAAACCUGCAUUCAGUCAGCAUCCCAAAGCUGGUAAUAAGCGUCCAUGAAGUGGAAACGAACUACACAGUGGCAUGUCAGCAUCGCUCUAACUUAGAGAUCAUCUGCUGUACCACUCCUUCACUGGAACAGCUGGAUCUGCAACUCCCCCUGAAGACCAAAGCCUUUUUCCUGCUAGACGGGAUCCUUUCCAAACACUUUGAUCUCACUUAUGUCCAUAAUCCUGUGUUUAAGCUUUUUGAGAAGCCAGUGAUGAUCUCAGUGGGCAAUGAAAAUGUACUAGAAAUUAAGGGAAAUCAUAUUGACCCUGAAGCAGUUAAAGGUGAAGUGUUAAAAGUUGGAAAUAAGAGCUGUGAGAAUAUACACUGGCAUUCCGAAGCUGUUUUAUGUACAGUCCCCAAUGACCUGCUGAAACUGAACAGCGAGCUAAAUAUAGAGUGGAAGCAAGCGGUCUCUUCAGCUGUCCUUGGAAAAGUGAUUGUUCAGCCAGAGCAGAAUUUCACAGGAUUAAUCGUUGGCGCGGUCUCAAUAUCAGUAAUAGUUCUGUUGUCAUCCGGGCUCUUCCUGUGGCUGAGAAAAAGAAAGCAUAAAGAUCUGGGCAGCGAAUUAGUUCGCUAUGACGCAAGAGUACACACUCCUCAUUUGGAUAGGCUUGUAAGUGCCCGAAGUGUAAGUCCAACUACAGAGAUGGUUUCAAAUGAGUCUGUAGACUACAGAGCUACUUUUCCAGAAGACCAGUUCCCCAACUCCUCCCAGAAUGGAGCAUGCAGACAAGUACAAUAUCCUCUGACGGAUCUGUCCCCCAUUGUGACUAGUGGAGACUCUGAUAUAUCCAGCCCGUUACUACAAAAUACUGUUCACAUUGACCUCAGCGCUCUAAAUCCAGAGCUGGUCCAAGCAGUUCAGCACGUAGUGAUUGGACCCAGUAGCCUGAUUGUGCAUUUCAAUGAAGUCAUAGGAAGAGGGCAUUUUGGCUGUGUCUACCAUGGGACGCUGUUGGACAGUGAUGGCAAGAAAAUUCACUGUGCUGUGAAAUCCUUGAAUAGAAUCACGGAUAUAGAGGAAGUCUCCCAGUUUCUGACUGAGGGAAUCAUCAUGAAAGAUUUCAGUCACCCCAAUGUUCUCUCACUCUUGGGGAUCUGCCUUCGGAGCGAGGGGUCCCCUCUGGUGGUUCUGCCCUAUAUGAAACACGGAGAUCUUCGAAAUUUCAUCCGAAAUGAGACUCACAACCCAACUGUAAAAGAUCUUAUAGGAUUUGGUCUUCAAGUAGCCAAAGGCAUGAAAUAUCUUGCCAGCAAAAAGUUUGUCCACAGAGACUUAGCUGCAAGAAACUGCAUGUUGGAUGAAAAAUUCACUGUCAAGGUUGCUGAUUUUGGUCUUGCCAGAGACAUGUACGAUAAAGAAUACUACAGUGUCCACAACAAAACAGGUGCAAAACUGCCAGUGAAGUGGAUGGCUUUAGAGAGUCUGCAAACACAGAAGUUUACGACAAAGUCAGAUGUGUGGUCCUUUGGUGUGCUUCUCUGGGAGCUGAUGACAAGAGGAGCCCCUCCUUAUCCCGAUGUGAACACCUUUGAUAUCACUAUCUACUUGCUGCAAGGCAGAAGGCUCUUGCAACCAGAAUACUGUCCAGACCCCUUGUAUGAAGUGAUGCUAAAAUGCUGGCACCCGAAAGCUGAAAUGCGUCCAUCCUUUUCUGAACUGGUCUCCAGGAUAUCCUCAAUCUUCUCCACUUUCAUCGGGGAGCAUUACGUCCAUGUGAACGCUACCUAUGUGAAUGUCAAAUGUGUUGCUCCGUACCCUUCUCUGUUGCCUUCCCAAGACAACGUUGAUGGCGAGGUGAACACAUGAUGGAGGCCUGCCAGCCCCCUUCUGAGAAACAGAGCCAGCCCAAACAACAAUCUAUACCUUCUCCAACAGUUCUCACUGCCUGGCCUUUGAGAGGUCACCCAACGUCUCUGUUGUUAUUGUUCUGUUUUUAUUUUUGUUCUGCUUUUGCCAAAACUGCACCACUAUGAGGCAUUAACUCGCUGCUUAAAUCCCUGAACUCUGAGGAAUUUCUCCUCUGACAAUGCACCAGAAAGAGAAGCCUGGCCCCACAGGUUGGUCGUCAAUGGCAGCCAGCAGCUUCGACAACACUCCUGCUCAUCGGAGUCUGAAAUCUCAGUGCUGGGUUGAAGUUUUUAAAAUCACUUUUUUUUUUGUGAGGAAAUGAUACAAUGAAGUUUGAAGAUUUCUCAUAGAAAACUCAGAAGAGAUGACCUCGUGCAGGACAAAUGUGGUGGCUCCAUCAGGCUGCUUGUUGGAAUUCCGGUGUUUUUAAAAUAUUUUGUUGUGUUGUGGUGGUCAUGAACAUUUUCCAUUUCUGACGCUGUCUACCCAUCAGGCAAACAUUCCUUUUUAAACUUUUAUAUACACAUUCCUUUGGUUGGAGGAAUAUCCACAGACAAUGCACUUAUUUCCAAAAUAGCAUGACAUGAGGUGUGUUUUCUAAAUUAUCAGGGAUUUUAUGUAUUGUACAUAAAUGACAAUAGGGAGAUUUUUCAAGAAAUAACUUUGUUACAGUAAAAUAUUCAUCUUUUAAAACGUGGCUGUUUAGCAAGGAAUGGUGGCUCACACCUGUAACCCAGCAUUAGGGAUGCUGAGGCAGGCAGACUAUCACAAGUUUGAAACCAACCUUGGCCACAUAAUGAUUUACAGUCCAGCAUGGUCUGCAGUGUGAGAUCCUGUCCCAACAAACAAAAAUUUGAGAAAGUUUUUUUUUUCCGAUAUAAUGAAUGUGAACAAUUAAAUUUUUAUCUGUUUUUUAAUGCAACUCUGAAAACAAGUAACUUGUGGUGAUAAAUCUUUUUAAAAGCAACUCAAUAUGUUUUUAAAGGACAAUAAAACUGUCUGAAAGAUUCAGUAUUUCCAGCAUUUCUUUGUUUAGAACAAAGAAAGGGUCAAUGGACUAGAAAUAUCUUUCUCAGGUGGAGACUUCUCACCUAAAACAAUUGGAAACAACACUUUUUGGGGAGUCUCUUUUUUUGCAUUGGGACAUAUUUUAGGUUAAGCAAAAGCCUAUUUUAGAAACAAGUGAAAAGUCAGUUGAACAUCUUGGAUGAAUAGCUACUCUGGACAGGACUUUGGACGUGUUUUGCUCUGUGGAACUUUGUGCUUACUACUGUAUAGUGCAUGUGGCUUAGGUUACUUUAGCUGGUUUUGUCUGCGUAAACAUUGAAAGUAUUAUAUUUUUAUAGAAAUGUUUAUUUUUAAUGAUGUAAAAAAUUUUCGUUAAGCCACAGAAAUACUGCACUGUGAAUGUUUCAAAAGAGGUAUGUGAGACUUGGAUCAACAGCAGCGUGAUUUUUUUUUAAAUGGCUGUAAAUUGUGAUAAGGAAAUGCACUGAUUGCCAGUACACCCCACCCUCAUUACGUCAUCAGGACUUGAAGCCAAGGGUUAAUAGAGCAAGCUAUGACAUGGGUGUGCUCUGCUGAAACGAAAUAGUUGAAUCUGGCUGUCGUUGCAGGAAAAUGAUGGCAAUCAACAGGUCUUUAUGGUGUUGGAACAUAUCAGAACACAUAAGGAACUGUAGUCCAGAUUUAUUUCAAAUCAAAUGUUACCACUUCAUAAUUAUGAAGGGUAUUACUGAGUCACAGAGCACUGUCAAUGGUGGACAGCAAGAAAAAGAUCUGCUCUUUAGGAAGAAGUUAACUGUCCUUAUGAGGUCAAGAAAAGGAAUACAUUAAGAACAGAAAGAGCUUUGAGAAACACCUAUACUUGUAUAUUAUACAUACUAGAAAGCUGCAAUGUGAAAAUCAUGUUUUCUAUUUAUGAACCUUCCUAGGGUAAUGUGUGGACAGAUUGUGUGAGUAAAUCAUUCUCCUAAGAGUUAUAUACUUGUCACUGCCUAUACCUGCAGUUGAGUUGAAUGGUACUUUGUAUGUUAAUAAUUGUUCUGAUAAAUCAUACAGUUAAAAUAAAGUGACGUGACAUCUUGUA